AUGGGACUUCCACGUAAAAAAGACAGUGUUAACAAGGGAAAUCAUUCUCUCAACCCAGAUCGAGGUAAACAAGAGAAGGGUUCCACAAUGCGGACCAAAAGUACAAUCAAGCGCCUUAAUAUGUAUCGAAAUUUCAAAGCUAAACGUGAUAAAAAGGGUCAUAUAAUUCGAGCUGCUCCGUUCCAAUCAGCUGUAGCUUCAGGCACUGUUUCUCGCGUGGAACCCAAUCGGCGUUGGUUUGGCAAUACAAGAGUUAUUUCGCAAGAUGCUUUGCAGUCGUUUAAGGAGGCAAUGAAAAUUAAAAACCCUUAUGAAAUUAUGCUACGUCAGACUCGAUUACCCGUCUCCCUACUCGAUGAAAAGAAAGUGAAAAAGAAAGCGGACAUUUUAGCAGCAGAAGGUUUUCAAGAUGUGUUUGGAAAGAAAGCUAAACGAAAGCGACCACGUCUAAGUUAUGAAGACUUGUCUUCAUUUGCUCGAGAGGCAGAGGCAAGUCGUCAUAGCUACUCCAAAGAAAAAGAUAGUAGCCUACUUCGCGAUGAUGUUGGAUUCCGAGAAAUGACUAGCGAUCCCCAUUUUAAAGCGGGAAGCUCUAAACGGUUGUGGAAUGAGCUAUUUAAGGUGCUUGACUCCUCUGAUGUCGUUCUUUACGUUUUGGAUGCUCGAGAUCCAAUGGGAACUCGUUCCAAGUACAUUGAACAGUAUAUGAAGAAGGAGAAACCCAACAAACACUUUAUCUUCGUAAUUAACAAAGUGGAUCUCGUUCCCGUUUGGAUAACUAAACGAUGGAAGACGAUACUCUCCUCAGAGUACCCAACACUGGUUUUUUACGCAAAUUUAACAAAACCUCUGGGCAAAGCUGCUUUGAUGAGUUUGCUCCGUCAGUUAUCUGCAUUUCAUGCAAAAGAUCGCCAUCAAAUCAGCGUAGGCAUUAUCGGUUACCCAAACGUUGGCAAGUCCAGCAUUAUCAAUGCGUUACGGUCCAAGAAAGUGUGCAAGGUUGCUCCAGUAGCUGGUGAGACGAAGGUGUGGCAGUACGUGACGUUACUCAAGUCAAUUUACCUUAUCGAUUGCCCUGGUGUCGUUUACCCUGAAGGUGAUACAGAGGCUGAAAUGGUGAUGAAAGGUGUUGUUCGCGUCGAAUACCUUCAAAAACCAGAGCUCUACAUACCCGAGAUAUUAGCUCGUGUAAAACCGGAGUUCAUACAACAGCGGUACGGACUGCCCGACUUUGAUCCCACCUGUCACCCCCUAUCCACAGAAUCGAUGACCGGGGAAAAGGUCGAAAUCCAGGCAUCUACCGAGGCGGUCGAAGCGAUUGAGUAUCCGCCAAAUGCCAAGUGGCCAGUUAAUGCUGAUCUGUUCCUGGAGCUAGUCUCGAAAAAGACGGGCAAACUGCUCAAGGGCGGUGAACCGGACAUCAUAGCUACAUCAAAACGAGUGCUGAACGACUUUCAGCGCGGGAAGUUGCCAUACUUUGUGAAACCUCCUGCCCUGGAAGCAGACGAGAGUGCCUCGGAGGCGAACACGACGUCCAAGUUAGACGCACCACCAGAAGAAGAGGCUCUGGAACAGGCAUUCACAGACGCUCUCGGGGCAGAGCCGGAGAAUGAGAACGAAGCUGAAAAUUCUGGUGAUGAUAAUCCAAAAGAAGAGGAGGAGGAGGAGGGCAGUGGCAUCGAUUUGGCACCAAACGCCGAAGAUGAAGCGGAGAUUCGGGCGAAAGAAGAGCAAGCAAAAGCCGCUAACUCUGGUUUGUCAGCCUCUCGUCAAAGACAGUUGGAGCGUGCUCUGCGAAGGAAAGCUGGGCGUGCAGGUCGACACUACUACGAAGAGGUCAACCUUGUACGUACAUUAAAUUUGCUGGACGACGCCGAAGAGUAUCCCACCGCCACUAAGUACCACAUGAAAUUAGUACCAACCCACGUGAAAAGCCAUAGCGACGCCGGGGAAAUCAGCGAGGCAACAGCGUUAAUUUCAACGUUCGGCCAGAUGGCCUAUUUCUAG
Mesocestoides corti is the source of this 2007-nucleotide messenger RNA. The record is from the annotation of a GenBank genome assembly. NCBI's taxonomy places the organism in Eukaryota, Metazoa, Platyhelminthes, Cestoda, Cyclophyllidea, Mesocestoididae.